AUGGUAUUGUGGUUUAUGCAGCAGAAUGUUUUUGUUCCUAUGAAAUACAUGCAGAAAUACUUUGGGAUAAAGUGGCUUGCUCAUGAGAGGCUGAAGGAGAGGAAACUGGAGGCCAUGAGAGACAACAACCUGGAGCUGGUGCAGGAGAUCCUGCGGGACCUGGCACAGCUGGCUGAGCAGAGCAGUACUGCUGCCGAGCUGGCCCACAUCCUCCAGGAGCCCCACUUCCAGUCCCUCCUGGAGAUGCAUGACUCUGUGGCCUCAAAGACUUAUGAGACACCACCCCCCAGCCCUGGCCUGGACCCUACAUUCAGCAACCAGCCUGUACCUCCCGACGCCGUGUGCAUGGUGGGCAUCCGAAAGACAGCUGGAGAACAUAUGGGUGUAACGUUCCGCGUGGAGGGCGGCAAGCUGGUGAUCGCUCGCAUUCUGCAUGGGGGCGUGGUGGCUCAGCAAGGCCUGCUGCAUGUGGGUGACAUCAUCAAGGAGGUGAACGGGCAGCUAGUGGGCAGUGAUCCCCGUGCACUGCAGGAGCUCCUGCGCAAUGCCAGUGGCAGUGUCAUCCUCAAAAUCCUGCCCAGCUACCAGGAGCCCCAUCUGCCCCUCCAGGUAUUCGUGAAAUGUCACGUUGACUAUGACCUGGCCCGAGACAGCCUCAUCCCCUGCAAGGAAGCAGGCCUGCGCUUCAACACCGGGGACUUGCUCCAGAUCGUAAACCAGGACGAUGCCAACUGGUGGCAGGCAUGUCAUGUUGAAGGGGGCAGUGCUGGGCUCAUCCCCAGCCAGCUGCUGGAGGAGAAGCGGAAAGCAUUUGUCAAGAGGGACCUGGAGCUGACGUCAAACUCAGGGACCCUAUGCCGCAGCCUUUCAGGAAAGAAAAAGAAGCGAAUGAUGUAUUUGACCACCAAGAAUGCAGAGUUUGACCGUCAUGAGCUGCUCAUUUAUGAGGAGGUGACCCUCAUGGCCCCGUUCCGCCGGAAAACCCUGGUGCUGAUUGGGGCUCAGGGAGUGGGACCGCGCAGCCUGAAGAACAAGCUCAUCAUGUGGGAUCCAGAUCGCUAUGGCACCACGGUGCCCUACACCUCCCAGCGGCCCAAAGACCUAGAGCGGGAAGGUCAGGGUUACAGCUUUGUGUCCCGUGGGGAGAUGGAGGCUGACAUCCGUGCUGGGCACUAGCUGGAACAUGGCGAAUACGAGGGCAACCUGUAUGGCACACGUAUUGACUCCAUCCGGGGUGUGGUCGCUGCCGGGAAGGUGUGCGUGCUGGAUGUCAACCCCCAGGCGGUGAAGGUGGUACGAACGGCCGAGUUUGUCCCUUACGUGGUGUUCAUUGAGGCCCCAGACUUCGAGACCCUGCGGGCCAUGAACAGGGCUGUGCUGGAGAGUGGAGUGUCCACCAAGCAGCUCACG
This is a messenger RNA of Piliocolobus tephrosceles (Ugandan red Colobus), 1410 nucleotides long. Its product is annotated as MAGUK p55 subfamily member 2-like. The transcript has 10 exons. Lineage: Eukaryota; Metazoa; Chordata; Mammalia; Primates; Cercopithecidae. Gene Ontology annotation, molecular function: protein binding. The annotation marks the transcript as partial. The record is from RefSeq and is a predicted model, not a curated record.